Amoebophrya sp. A120 is the source of this 1193-nucleotide messenger RNA. NCBI's taxonomy places the organism in Eukaryota, Dinophyceae, Syndiniales, Amoebophryaceae. The record is from the annotation of a GenBank genome assembly.
GGAAGAGCUGUUGAAGCAGCUGAAUCUGCCGCAUCUUUACUACGUGGAGCCGAUCUGCGACAAGGUUUUGGCGUGGGAAUUUGAUCAGUUAGAUCAUCAUGCCAAAAGUUCUCCGACGGAUUUGCAUGAGCCAGCCGGUGGGCUUGGGCUCACUGCGGUUUCGGGCGGGAGUUCAUCUUCAAGCAGCUCCUCUCGUGCGAGAGCCACGGCAGCUACAUCGUCAUCCUCCAAAGCGAUUCUGAAGCUUUCCGACCACCAGCUGAAAUCUCUGGAAGACCGGAUCACGCACUACGAGCAGUCGGGCGCGAUUCUCGCGGAGACGCUGUCCGAACGGGUUUUGAAGAACUACAACGCCUUCGCGACUGGGAUGUCACUCGUGCACCAGAUUUCCACGGAGAUGGAUCUGGUGCAGAUUUUGGUGAAAAAUGGGCGCAGGAAACUCCAUCUCGCCAGGGAAGACCUGAACGAAUUCCAGGAGAAGAUCGUCCGGAAGCAGAAGAAACGGCAGCGGUUAGCGUGGUUGCAGGACACGCUGGAGCAGUUUUCGCUCUUCAUGAAGUGGAACAAGGAAGUGCAGAAGUGCCUGGAAAACGUGGAUUACAUAUCCGCGGUCGGGGCUUUACGGAAGUUGGAAACGGCUUUGCAGAAGUUCACGGUAGAGGAUGUGACAAAACGGUAUGUAACGUUGAAUCAGGGCGGUGGUGGUAGAAACGGUGCUCCUGCGGAUGAUGUCGAUGAGGAUGAAGAUUCUCCGAGAAGACCGAGAUCGAGCUCCACGACGAUGCAGGGAACGAGGCGAAAAGACCAGCAGCUGCUCUGCGUGGAGGACGCGAGAAAGCGGUUUUCGGACAAGCAGCAGAUCGUCAGACACAGCAUCCACGAGGGAUUGCGGGCGGUGGUUUUGGCCGUAGCAUUUGAUGAAGAGAAGUACGAAGAGAUACUGCUCGCUGCUGCUGAUAUAUCUGGGAUGUACGGAACAGCGGCGUCAUCGUCUGCCGGUGGAGCAAUGGCUGCGUCAAGUUCCUCCUCCACUUCCUGUGCAAGCAGCCAGCAGCAGAAUUUCCGAGGAGGUCUGACUUCGGCGCAGUCCUCCACAGCGUCCUCCACCGCGAGCAGUGCCAGGGGCUACAACAGCAAUCCACCCGGUGCGUCGAGUGCAGUGUCGCAGCAGAACCAGCUUGCGAACAACCCGG